Messenger RNA from Amphiprion ocellaris (clown anemonefish), 2700 nucleotides. Its product is annotated as phosphatidylinositol 4-phosphate 5-kinase-like protein 1. Gene Ontology annotation, biological process: phosphatidylinositol metabolic process. The coding region runs from base 211 to 1653 and encodes 480 amino acids. Gene Ontology annotation, molecular function: phosphatidylinositol kinase activity. Lineage: Eukaryota; Metazoa; Chordata; Actinopteri; Pomacentridae. The transcript is spliced from 11 exons. The record is from RefSeq and is a predicted model, not a curated record.
UACAAGCAAGAACCCAGGCAGACUCUGGAGAUCGGCGUCUGAGACGCGCACCAGCGCCACGAAACGUGCGAUGGAGAGCUGUAGCGAGAACAGGGGUCCGGAUCCGCAGUAGAUCGGCCGGGCGAACACGGAGGUCCAAGUCUUCUUUUGGACGGCAGGGAAGAGAGCGGCGGCGGCGGAGCGAGACGGGACCAGACGGGGCGGUCGCUGAUGUGUGAUCGGGCGCAGCUGUGCUCCCUUCACAGCUGCAUCUCGUCUCCCGAUAUUCCCAGCGUGGCCAGGGGUUUAGCACAGAGACCAAGGCCGAGGAGGAGAGAGGCAGCUUUACAGAUGGCUCAGAAAAAAGCUGCUGGCACCUCAAACAGUGCCACACGAAGACGCUGGUGGAAUCUGAGACAGCAGUGGAGGAUGCUGGGGGUGUUUGAAAUCAACCCAGAGCAUGAAUUCUACCAACUGACAUCCAUGAUAAAAGAAGGCAUGCAUGCUUCCAUUCAGAUCACAACUGAAAUGCCAGGCCAGAAUACACUCACAACAGAACAUUUUAAGGCAGAAGAAACUCAAACACAUGAGGGGUUUGUGAUGCAAACAUUCGCAGCACCAGUGUUUGCCAAACUGAGGGCUUCAGUGAACAUCACAGAGGAGGAAUACAUGAAUUCCCUCUGCUCAGAUGGCUGCUAUCUCCAGUUUGUGAGCAACUCCAAGAGCAAGGCAGAUUUCUUUGUCACGAAUGACAAGAGGUUCUUCCUAAAGACCCAGAGCAGGCGCGAGGUCCGGUUUCUGCUGUCCAAUCUGCAGGCAUACACGGAUCACUUUGAGAAAUACCCUCAUUCAUUGUUAGUGAGGUUUCUUGGUAUCCACAGGAUCGUUAUUCCAACUCAAAUGAAGAAAUACUUCAUUGUGAUGCAGAGUGUGUUUUACCCUGAUGAAAGGAUCAAUAUUAGAUACGACAUCAAAGGCUGUGAAGUGGGCAGAUGGACUGACCCUGACAAAGAAGGGAAACAAAUAAUAAAAGUGCUGAAGGAUAAUAACUUUGAAGGGCAGUACAUUGAGUUAGGUCAAGAAAAAUCCUGGUUUGCUCAUCAAGUGAAAGUGGACACUGCCUUUCUUCGUGAGCUUAAUGUGCUGGACUACAGUCUCCUUCUGGCCCAUCAGCCUCUGCAUCGGGAUGAGCUUGAAGGGAAACACUCAUUAGCUAACCUUGUUAUUCGCACCACAAAGUCUGUGUACUUGGAUGAACAUCCUACAACAUCAGACCCCUCCAAAAUUCCUUUAUUGAAAGAGACCUCGGGUGAGGUGACAUUGGAUUCUACAGACUGUGGGUCAGGUCAGCUGGAGGCAGCAGCUGGAAGCAGUGGUGAAGGGAUCAACCAACAGGACAGAAGUUGCCCUGUCUCAGACGCCAUAGAACUGCAAGAAUUCCACGAACAUCAUCGCAGGUUACUGCCCAAUUUCCAAAAUGCAGUUCAUGUGAUAGAUGGGCCACAUUGCCGAUACUUUGUGGGUAUUAUAGACAUUUUUACUAUCUACGGAAUGAAAAAAAGACUAGAGAACCUGUGGAAAAGCCUCCGCUACCCAGGUAGGGCUUUUUCCACAGUCAGCCCAACCAAGUACUCACACAGGUUCUGCCGGUGGAUACAAGAUCACACUCAGUGACAAAAUGCAGAAAGCAUUCUUUACUGAUAUGUGCACUAGCUGUUGUCACCUCCAGAGUGCACUGAAUGGACUUAUGCCCCUUUGUCUCUGUCACAGCUGCCAGAGGCAGUCUACUGUUUAUGCGGACUGUUUUUCUCUGCAGCAGACAAUUUAUUUUUAAUGUAUACAAAUACAUAUACUUCUUUACCUGUUCUUAUAUAACAGUUUUGCUUUCUACUAAUAUGCUGUACAUUAUUCAAUUACAUGCAAAAUAAAGAUUAACCAUGUGCUGAAAAUAUAUUUUAAAACAGCCACAAAGCACCUGUAACAUGAGCGAGAGAGAGAGAGAGAGAGAGAGAGAGAGAGAGAGAGAGAGAGAGAGAGAGAGAGAGAGGAGUAUUUGAGAUGACUCAGAAGUGGCAAAGGCCAAACUGACCUGUGGCAUAGUUAGUAUGUGGGAAUAGGUAUCUUUGCUUAAAACAUGGGAAUAGUGGACACAGGUUACAACACAAGAACCCUUACAUUUAUCCUAUAUUCUAAUUAUGCUGCUUUGCUGGGAAAACUCCUACACCAGCUUUGAAAUACAAUAAGCCAUCUUUAACGCACAGCAAUACUCAAUUUCACAAUUAAAUGUAAACAACAAAAAACACUGACCACUCUGUUCACUUGUAGACAACAAGGAGGAAAGGGUAAGGAAAGGGACCGAAAAAUUAUCACAGAGCCCCCAAGUGGUCAAAAAUUGCAACUGCACUAAAAACGUCAUAGUUUUGACUGUGCUUUCUGAGCUUUAUGGAUGCAAAAGAAACAUUUUAAUUGUAUAGUUAAAACAUGUACACUUAUUAACUAUUACCUUAGAGACUGCAUUUACACUCCUACCAAUCAUGUAAGGCGUGAUUCUCAAAGAAAACCAAAUUUUUUAGUACCUUGUCAAUCCAAUAAAGUCAAAUAAAGUCAAGUUCAAUGUUGUCCAUCAUCUUCACUAGCAAAUUGAGCCUUUACUCAGCUUCAAGCAAAAGUACUGUGUUAUGUAUGGACCUAUCUAAAUAAACAGGUUUUGUAAUGCGUGCA